CGAGAUGGGACGAAUAAGUAGACUUGAUUUCCAACGAUCAUUACGACCGCUAGUAAUACCGAUCGUCCUUGCCCUCCUUGCUGGUAAGGUCAGUGCGGAAGAGGUUACUUGCCAGAAAGGAGGCAUUUGUGUACCCAGCUAUCUGUGCGAAAAUGGAACAGUGAACACGUCUGGCACAGGGUUGAUCGACAUCCGCAUCGGCGACGAUUCCAUUUGUCCAGAACCUCUGGUAUGCUGUUAUUCAUUGGAUAGUGCAAAUUCGGUAGAACCCGAUGAUACCCAGUGCGAAGGAAAAUGUGUUGUACCAGAACAGUGUUUAGAUGCUUUCGGCGGAUUAGGCGUCAUAAAUUUAAGAUUCAUGAGUAGUAUGUGCCCAGAAAAUCAGGUCUGCUGUAAAAAUCUUGUGGUAGUGUGCGAUGGAUUUUGUAUUUCUCCGGAACAAUGUGUAGAUGAUGAAGGCGGCAUUAAUUUAAGGAUUUCCGGCAAGGGUUGUCCUGAUAAUCAGAUUUGCUGCAGCAGUACAAAAUCGCCUCAAUUGACCAGUUCUAUCUGCAAGGGCAGUUGUGUUAAUCCCCGACAAUGUUCCAGUGCGGUAUUUGCAGAAGGUUUAAUCAAUUUAAGGUUUUCCGAUGGAUGUUCAGACAAUCAAGUAUGCUGUCCUAGCGUUAUUAAGAACGAAUGUGAUGGAGUUUGUACAACCUCUGAUCAAUGUGAAGAUAAUGCUAAUGGGUUUAACUUGCGAUUCGCUGACGAAUAUUGCCCCAGUAAUCAAAUAUGCUGCACCAAACUUAAAUCCCUACAGGGACUUCCCAAUGAAAAACCACCAGAAUGUAAUGGAAAGUGUGUCUUACCCAGCCAGUGUCAACCCGGAAAUAUUGCACAAGAUUUGAUAAAUUUAAGAUUCUCUGAUAGCGGUUGCCCGUUUAAUCAAGUUUGUUGUCAGAGUCCAGAAAAAACUAUAUUUUGUGACGGAGUGUGUGUUCCUUAUCAACUAUGUGUUCAACUUCAGAGUCAAACUCAGCAUAAAACUAUUGACUUAAGAUUCUCUGAUCAAAGUUGCCCAGCGAAUCAAGUAUGCUGUCAGAACAUAGAGACCGCUCCAAAAUACUCGUGUGAUGGAAACUGCGUUCCAUUGGGUAGAUGUCCUAAAUUAAGAAUGACCAGUUUAAUAGAUCUCCGAUUUUCGAGUACGGAAUGUCCUAGUAAUCAAGUGUGUUGCAAAAAAUCACAAUCUGUGCCAUUGUGCAGUGGUGUCUGCAUAGCUCCGGAAGAAUGUGCAGAUACUGUAACAAUUACUAACUAUAUUAGUUAUAUGAUUGGUGACGAUAGCUGCCCUGUUAACACUAUGUGCUGUAAGAAACCGAAGCAAAAUAAUCAUAGGUUUCUCAGUGUGACAUCAACUGAUAUGAUUAUACCAGAUAGUGUUAGUUGCACUUGCGUACCAAUUCAACAGUGCCCAGAUGUGACAACUGGUCAAAAUCUGAUAAAUCUCAGAAUCACAAAGUCAAAGUGUCCCAUUAAUCAGAUCUGUUGUAAGAAUCCAGCAAAAUCAACAUGUGAAGGAACGUGUACCGCUUUUGAGCAAUGUCAAGAACCUAUAGUCGGUAUCAACUUAAGAACGCAUGAUCUAAGCUGCCCGGAAAACCAAAUCUGCUGUAAACAAACUAGAACCCCUAUACUCGCUGCUGAGCACAAUGCAAUCUCAACCUGCAACGGCACCUGCGUACUAAUUCAACAAUGUCCAGAGAUAUCAUUAUCAAAAGAAAUAAUUAAUCUUAGAUUUAAUGAAGAGAGAUGCCCUGUAGGUCAAGUAUGCUGCAGUAAUCCAAAUAUUCCGGGAUAUUGUGAUGGGUCCUGCGUACCGAACAGUGAGUGCAUCGAUCAACCAUUUAUUGAUGUAAUCCAUUCUGGAUGCCCGGUGAAUCAAAUAUGUUGCAGACAUAUCAAACCACUUCCUGUCGGCAUGGGAAUACCUUCUUCUUGCAAAGGAAGCUGCGUUCCUGUUCAAAGCUGUCCGUAUUUUGAUCGAAGCAAGAAUCUGAUUAACUUAAGACUGACUAUAGAUGGUUGCCCUAGCAACCAGAUUUGCUGUCAAACUGCAUUUCAGCCCAACGUUUGUGAUGGAAUGUGCACUUCGUAUAAGAACUGUGACGAUAAUGUAACUGGUUCUCUGCUUAUAGAUUUACGUGACUCAGAGGGAAUCUGUCCAAGCAGUCAAAUUUGUUGUAAAAAAUUGAAACAAUUUAAAAUUGAGCCAUCGGCUGUUGAUGUUACACAGAAGUUGCCGAAAUGUGAAGGCCGGUGCGUUCCUUUUCAACAGUGCCCCGAAUAUACACUUGACAAAAACACUGUUAACCUCAGAAAUGCAGCUGAAAAUUGUCCACCGAACGAAAUCUGUUGAAA
This is a messenger RNA of Topomyia yanbarensis, 2403 nucleotides long. RefSeq lists its product as uncharacterized. Lineage: Eukaryota; Metazoa; Arthropoda; Insecta; Diptera; Culicidae. The record is from RefSeq and is a predicted model, not a curated record. The transcript has a single exon. Bases 5 to 2401 code for a protein of 798 amino acids.